ACGCAAAUAAACCCUCUUCUGCUUUUCUCUCUCACCACUCAAAACCACAACUUUGUCACACUUUGUGUCUCCAACUCCCUAUACUUUCUCACUUCACCCUCCCCCGUAACGUUUUCGUUUUCGCUUCUUCAGCCAACAACAACAAAAUGGAAGCACAAGAGUUUUUCCAGAACACCUUCUGCCCCCAAUUCCCCUCCGGUACCAACAUCACACCCUCCAACGCCAAUCCCUCCGCCGCCACCGCCGACCACUUCCUCGUCGAAGACUUCUUCGACUUCUCCAACGACGACAACGACGCCACCGCUGUCACCGACGCCACCUUCGACUCCCUCCCCACCGACGUCGACUCCCCCAACGUUACCCCCCUCGACAGCACCACCAAGAACUCCAAUUUGCCCUCCUCCUCCUCCGCCGACGCCCAUUUCUCCGGUGACCUCUCCGUCCCGUAUGAUGAUCUUGCGGAAUUGGAGUGGCUGUCGAAAUUCGCGGAGGAAUCGUUUUCGAGCGAGGAUUUGCAGAAGCUGCAGCUGAUAUCGGGUGUGAGAGCGCAAAACGAUGCUGCAUCGUCUGAAACGCGUGACCCGAACCCGGUUAUGUUCAACCCGCAAGUGUCGGUUCGAGGCAAGGCUAGGAGCAAGCGGACACGUGGGCCCCCAUGCAACUGGACCUCUCGCCUCGUUGUCCUCUCUCCCAACACCACGUCGUCGUCUUCUAACUCCGACGCCGGUAAGAAGCCGGCGACGCCGCGGAGGAGAGAGGCUGCCUUCGCCGAAGGCGGCAGCGAGGGGCGGAAGUGCCUGCAUUGCGCCACGGACAAGACCCCGCAGUGGCGGACUGGGCCCAUGGGCCCAAAAACGCUCUGCAAUGCGUGCGGCGUGAGGUACAAGUCGGGCCGGCUCGUCCCAGAGUACAGGCCCGCGGCGAGCCCAACGUUUGUUCUGACGAAGCACUCGAAUUCGCACCGCAAGGUGCUGGAACUGCGGCGGCAAAAGGAAAUGGUGAAGGUCCAGCAGCAUCAGUUUCUCCAACUGCAUCAACAGAACAUGAUGUUCGAUGUGCCAUCAUCCAACGGUGAGGAUUACUUGAUCCAUCAGCACGUGGGCCCCGAUUACACGCACCUCAUCUAGACUAGGAAACUUCCGGUGGAGGAGCUUCGGGUACUUUUAAUUUGUACCUAGCUACACUUCUUUCUUUCAUUUUCUUUUCCUACCUAUUUUUUGUUAGGAAUUUCUUUUUCUGUAACUUCUAAUUAUUCAGUUUAUGCUAUAUGUAGACUGCUCUCAUGUUUCUUUCUUCAAGUCAUUUUGACCGACUUGAAAACUCAAACUCUUAAAAUUUUCCUAAUGCAAUUUUUCUUUUCUUUUCACU
Glycine soja is the source of this 1368-nucleotide messenger RNA. Its product is annotated as GATA transcription factor 12-like. The record is from RefSeq and is a predicted model, not a curated record. Gene Ontology annotation, molecular function: sequence-specific DNA binding; zinc ion binding. Gene Ontology annotation, biological process: positive regulation of DNA-templated transcription. The transcript is spliced from 2 exons. NCBI's taxonomy places the organism in Eukaryota, Viridiplantae, Streptophyta, Magnoliopsida, Fabales, Fabaceae. The coding region runs from base 147 to 1127 and encodes 326 amino acids. Gene Ontology annotation, cellular component: nucleus.